AUGAAAUCGGCUUUAAAGAUUUUGUUUAUGUGUACUAGUUUUUCGGUUGUUGCAUUGGUUGAUUAUCACUAUUUGGCUAAUAAGCCUCAUAUUAUUAUAGAAGAUUCCAAAUUUGUUUGGUAA
Racocetra persica is the source of this 123-nucleotide messenger RNA. The record is from the annotation of a GenBank genome assembly. Lineage: Eukaryota; Fungi; Glomeromycota; Glomeromycetes; Diversisporales; Gigasporaceae.